AGUCUCACACUGUUGCCCCCGGCUGGAGCGCAGCACGUGGCUUGAUCUCAGCUCACUGCAACCUCCACCUCCCGGGUUCAAGCGAUUCUCCUGUUUCAGCCUCCCAAGUAGCUGGGAUUACAGGUGCCUGCCACCACACCCAGGCUGAUUUUUUGAACUUUUAGUACAGACGGAGUUUCACUAUGUUGGCCAGGCUGUUCUCAAACUCCUGACUUCAUGAUCUACCCCCCUCGGCCUCCCAAAGUGCUGAGAUUACAGGCAUGAGCUACCGCACCCAGCCGAAAGGCGUUUUUCUUUUUUUCUUUCUUUUUUUUGAGACAAGUCUUGUUCUGUUGCCCAGGUUGGAGUUCAGUGGUGCGAUUCAUAGUUCACUGCAGCCUCUACCUUCUGGGCGCAAGCUGAGAUCCUCCUGUCUCAGCCACGCAAGUAAUUGGGACUACAGGCAUGUGCCACCACGCCUGGCUAAUUAAAAAAAACUUUUAGCAGAGACAGGAUCUCCCUAUGCUGCUCAGGCUGGUCUUGAACUCCUGGGCUCAAGUGGUUCUCCCACCUCAGCCUCCCAAACUGCUAGGAUUACAGGCAUGAGCCACCAUUCCCGGCCCAUUUUUUCUUUUUAAGCAACAUGACAGAUUAACUAAAAAAGAAAAAUCACUGAAUGGUUAAAAAGUUUUAUUUCAGGUGAUUAAUUGAAAAACCAAUUGAUUAAUAAAGACAUUUUUAAAGGAUCUAAACUGUAUUGAGUUUAAGUUGUAAUUCUUAAAGCAUAAUCACAAGGCUUAUCAAAGCUAUAACAAAUAAAAUAGAAGUCAUUUGUAACUAGACAAUAACUAAAGGCAAGUACAUGCCCAGUGAUUUUAAAGUGCUUGAAAACAAUUAGUUUUCUUAAGUAGGUUAAAUAUCUGGGUUACAAGCUUGUUUACACUAUUAAUUUACUUAGCAAACCUGUUCUUCAUAGAUGAUGCGAAGUUGAACUUUAGUUUGGCCCUCUGAAUUAUUACAAGUUCUAACUUAACUGAUAUUCUUUAAAAAAUACAUUUUUACAUUAAUUCUUUUUAAUUUUAAAAGUAUUCUUCUUUUCUCUCUCUUUUCCUUCCUGAACAGUUCAGUCCUAGAGGCUAUUAAGUGGGCUCAGCAAGGUGUUGGCCUGGCCAGGGGUAUCAGAGCCUGACUGAGUAGGAUGAGGAGGGAGGGUCUGGUGUGCUGUGCCAGAGCCCAGGAGAGGUGAGAAGGGCAUCCAUUGUUUCUGGGAUGCCCUUCCUGUAUUGAUUGGUUGAAUAUAGGAGGAUUGAUGAAAUAAGUAUGUUCAGGAGAAUGGCCCCCAGCAGCUCUCACUGUUGAAGAACGUUACAGAUAUUGGAAAGGAGACAGCUAGAAUUAACCCUGUGAUGCUAGACCGGAAUCAGAAGUAUUGGUGUGAAUGCAUGGAUUUUAAUAAGGACCGAUAAAAAUAGCAAUAAAAUCUUUGCAAAAGGCAUGCAUGCGUGUGUAUUUAUAUACAUAUGUGUGUGCACAUACAUAUGCACAUCUAUUUCCUAGUUCUGUUCAUAGUAGAGGGAGAGGGUGCCUGGGAACAGCAAUAUUCCAAUAGCAAUGAGUGUAUCAGGUUUCUAGAUCUUGGCUUCUAUAUCCCAUUUUCCACUAAAAGGAACCCCAGCUGCUUGGAGAAAUGGCUGAUUAUAGGAUUGGAGCAGGAAUGUUUAACAUGAGCCUGGAACAUCUUGGGUUAGAAAGCAAAGAAGUCUUCAAAGAGUGAUGAAAACAUGCCAAAAGGACCCAGAGUCAGUUUGAAGGGGUUCCCACUGGCCAAAUCUGAGUUAAUUUCAAAAUUUAAGAAGUGAUAGUCAUGGAUUAGAACCUGCUGAAUAAAAAAGAAAACUAAGAGUUCUCACACAGCUUCACCUACUUUGUAAGAAAACCUGUGUACGGACUUAUCAAUAAAUUCAGCAUUUGAAGAAUGGAUUCUCUAAAUUUCAAAGUACCUCUUUCAAAAAUACUUAAUGAUUACAAAGGAGAAAAAGAGCAACUUUCCAAUGGAGAGGCCUGGCAGAUGCCACCUUAACCAGGUAAUCCCAGCAGUGGGACAAAUUGAAAUCAUGCCACCUGCUAGGAUGCAAAGAGAACACACCAUUCCCUCUGCAGUGUUCCUGCCAAGGUACGUGACCUCAAUCUAAUUAUGAGGAAAUGAUAGACAAACCUGGUUGGAGUGACAUUCUACAAAAUAACUGGCCUGUGAUCCUCAAAAAUUUCAUGGUCGUGAAAGUCAAAGCAAGACCAAAGAACGAUUCCAAACUGAAGGAGACUAAAGAGACAUGUCAACUAAAUGCAACAUGUGAUUCUGACCUCGAUCUUUUUACUAUAAAGGCCAUUGCUGGGACAGGUGACGAAGCUUGCAUGGGGCUUGAGGAUUUAAUGGUAGAAAUGUAUCAGUGUUAAUGUUCUGAUUCUGAUGGUCGUAUUAUGGUUAUGUAGGACCGUGGUUUGGUUUUUGUUGUUGUUGCUGUUUUUGUUUUGAGACAGAGUCUGGCUCUGUCGCCCAGGCUGGAGUGCUGCGGUGGCACCAUCUCAGCUCACUGCAACCUCCACCUUCUGGGUUCAAACAAUUCUCAUGAUGCCUCACCUCCCGACUAGCUGGGAUUACAGGCAUGUGCCACCAUACCCGACUAAUUUUUGUAUUUUUAGUAGAGAUUGGGUUUCACCCUGUUGGCCAGGCUGGUCCUGAACUCUUGACUUCAAGUGAUCUGCCCAACUCGGCCUCUCAGAGUGCUGGGUUUACAGGUGUGAGCCACAGUCCCUGGCCUAGUGAUUUGGUUUUGUUUUUUGGGAAAACACAUACUAAAGUAUUCAUGGUGAGGGGGCCUCAAGUUGGCAACUUCCCCUCAAUGGUUCUGGGGAGAGACAGUUCUUUGUACUAUUCUUGCAAAUUUCCAUAAGUUUGAGAUUGUUUCAAAAUUUUAAAAUAAUUUAAAAAGUAAUAUUCUUUUUUUUUUUUUUUGAGACAAGAGUUUCACUCUUGUUGCCCAAGCUGAAGUGCAGUGGCAUGAUCUCGGCUCACUACAACCUCUGCCUGCCGGGUUCAAGCGUUUCUCCUGCCUCAGCCUCCCGAGUAGCUGGGAUUACAGGCGUGCACCCCCAUGCCCAGCUAAUUUUUUGUAUUUUUAAUAGAGACGGGGUUUCAUCAUGUUAGCCAGGCCGGUCUCGAACUCCUGACCUCAGGUUAUCUGCCCGCCUCGGCCUCCCAAAGUGUUGGGAUUACAGGCGUGAGCCACAACGCCCGGCUAAAAAGUAAUAUUCUUGCCUAAAAUGUAAAUCAUGAGAAGUACAUAAAAUUAAAUGUUCCCUAUUUCUUAUUUUAGACUCCCCUUUUAAGCAUUUUAUUUAUGUAUGUAUGAAUGUACAUGUAAUAUAUGUUGUAGGUCAUAUUGAGUAUUUAUGAUAUGCUAGGCACAGGCACACUGUAUUCCUGGGAAUUACAAUGGUCAUCAGUCAAAACCCCUGCCACUAGAGCUGCAUGGCCUUGUGUUAUUUGGAGAAGCCAUCAUUUCUUUAAGUUCCCUCUCAUGAGAGGCAGUGGAAUGUGCUGGUGGUGGGAGGGAGCUCAAGCUCUAUAUUCGUAUCCCAGCCCUGCCAGCAACUGUGCUGAAAUCUUACUCAACUUCACUGUGCCUCCGCCUCCUUAUCUGCAGGCUGGAGAUGUGUCUCAUCCCCAUUUAACAGAGCUGUUGUGAGCAUCACACGUGGUGAUACACGUAGGGUGCUAUACUUGUGGGUGGCACAUGGCAAGCACCUGGUAAAUGGUAGCUCCCAAUGAGGGAAGUUCAGGUUAUCAUUCGUACUUUUAUAAAUCUAAAAAUUGCUUUGUGUACAUUUUUGCACACUUACACUUUAGAAUCUUUAAAAAAAAAUUGGCUACCUUUCUGUUGUGAAGUUUUGCUUUUAGUGGCUUUGUUAGUUUGUUAAAAGUGCUGUGAAAAACUAGAUGGAGAAUAGGGAGCAAGUCUCUGAAAGUCUGUGCCAUAUAGGGCUGGAACUUGAGCAGCAUGAGAUAAAUACUGGCUUACUUUCAGAUUUUUCUCUGCUGAAGGGUUGGCCUACUAACAUUGUUGUUUUUAUGUGGUGAUUGGUGCAUUUUCUUUUUCUUUUUCUUUUUUUUUUGGAGACAGGAUCUCACUCUGUCACCCAGGCUGUAGUGCAGUGGCAUGAUCAUGGCUCACUGCAGCCUCGACCUCCUGGGCUCAAGUGAUCUUCCCACUUCAGCCUCCUGAGUAGCUGGGACUAUAGGCGUGCACUACUACACCUGGCUAAUUUUUUAUUUUUCAUAGAGACAGGGUCUCGCUGUGUUGCCCAGGCUGGUGGGACUCAAGUGAUCUUCCCACCUCGGCCUCUUGAGUAGCUGGGAUUAGAGGUGUGAGCCACCACACCCAGCCUCCAUUUUCAAAUACAGGUUGAGAAUCCCAAAUCUGAAAAUCCAAAAUGCUCUAGAACCCAAAAUGCUCCAAAAUCUGAAACUUUUUGAGCACCAGCACGAUAUUGAAAGUGCUCAUUGGAGUAUUUUGGAUUUCAGAUUUUCAGAUUCAGGAUGCUCAGCUGGUAAAUUUCAUGCAACUGUUUCAGAAUCCUACAAAAUUUGAAACAAUUCUGUUCCCAAACAUUUCAAUAAGGAAUACUCAAUUUGUAAUACCAUUUUAGAAUAGUUAGGUGAGCUUUGCUCAGGUUUGGAAGGGUCAUGUAAUGUUAAUCACUAGGAAAUACUUUUGUCUCAAGUAGUGUAAGCCAGGAAAACAUUGUUUUGAGAACUUUGCCUGAUGAGUUUUGAUCAGAGAAAGGAAUAAUAUUAAUUCCUACUUCUAGUUGAGUUAAAGUCAUUUAAUUUGAUGUUUUGUUUCUGUAUACCCUGCUUGAAAAACCAGAAUAGGCUUUUAAAACCUCUAAAUGUGUAUGUGUUGUUGUUUUUUCGUUUUUUGUUUUUUGCCUUUGGCAGACCUGUUUUGCAAAUGACCAACUUUCUAUAUGAGUUUUUAACAAGAAUGUUGCCACUUGUUACUUUUCACAUUUGAAAGAAUCAAAUAACUUAUUUUUAGGGUAUUAUAAUUGCAAAUAGAUUGUGGUUUUCUGCAGUCAGUGGAGGAAUGUAAAUAAACCAUUGCUGCUGUAACUAUAUAUAAACGCAUGUAGGACAGGAGAUGUGCUUGAAAACUGUGAAGCAAAAAGGAGUCCAUCUUUCAGAAAGAGACAACCCUUUUCUUUAAGAUACAUCUGAUUUAUAUGUUGCCUCAAGAUAACAAAUGACUUGUUUCUCAGUUUUGAAAUACAUAGCCCAUAGUGUUGGAUAAACACCUUCAUAGCUUCAUGAAGACAAAAAUAUUUCCUCCAUGUCACUGGCCAUAGGGAUCCCUAGUCCUUGAAGGUGUAUCAGAGGAGUCCAUGUGUCGAGUGCCUGCUGGAAGAGGGCCAGGAGGAGACUGCGUGGAGGGGAUAACUGCAGGUGGAGGGAGCUCGGCUCUUGACCGUCUACCUCAGAGUCUGCGCUACUGGGUAUCUCCAAAGUUACAGCUUGUCAGCAUUGCUUCCAUCCAUCUUAUUUCCACACAUUUUGUCUUUUCUUGCUAGUCCUUUCCUUCUUGCCCAGGUUUUCACUAAUGUUUGAUCUAACACACUUGAAUUUAGUGAGGACUUCGGGCCUAUUGUCUUAGACUAUGAUAAGGCCAAGUUCUGUGUUGAAUGGGCUUCAGCCUUGCAGGUUGCAUUAGCUCACUAGCAGGUUUCAAAAAAUGCCGGCCACUGAUCAUCAGCCUGUCUUGUUGAGUAUAGUAGAGAGAAGUAGUUAUUGGUGAUCACAUGUUGGUGAGCAAACUUAACUGAUAGCUCAAAACAAAACAUAUUUUUGGUUCUAAGCUAUGGGUGCUUCCCAGCCAGGUGUCAGGACACUCUGUUGCAUCACAAAGACCUAAUAUGUCACAGCAUGCCAGGCUUACCCCCGACCAGGGUCUGGCCCACCCCCUUAAUGGAUUCCCACCAGGGUUGCUUCUGGUUCUAUGACCCACUUUGCUGUUUCCAUCAUUUCAUGUCCCACCAUUUGCCCUUCCUGUAACAGAAGUCACCUUCAUGAGAGUACUCCUUAUGUCUGCUUUAAUCUCUUCCAGAGAGAAGGAGCAAGAAAGGGAAGAACAGUUAAUGGAAGACAAGAAAAGGAAGAAAGAGGAUAAAAAGAAAAAAGAAGCCACUCAGAAGGUCACGGAACAAAAAACCAAAGUGCCCGAAGUGACGAAACCAAGUUUAAGCCAACCAACGGCCGCCAGCCCAAUUGGCAGCUCUCCAUCGCCACCAGUCAAUGGUGGCAACAAUGCCAAAAGGGUGGCAGUGCCGAACGGACAACCGCCAAGCGCCGCCCGCUACAUGCCUCGGGAGGUGCCGCCGCGAUUCCGUUGCCAGCAGGACCACAAAGUGUUACUAAAACGUGGGCAGCCCCCUCCACCGUCCUGCAUGCUCCUUGGGGGCGGGGCAGGGCCUCCUCCCUGCACAGCACCUGGAGCAAACCCAAACAACGCACAAGUGACAGGAGCGCUGCUGCAGAGUGAGAGUGGGACUGCGCCAGACUCAACCCUUGGAGGUGCUGCUGCUUCAAAUUAUGCAAAUUCCACUUGGGGCUCGGGAGCCUCCUCCAACAACGGCACCUCCCCCAACCCAAUUCACAUCUGGGACAAGGUGAUUGUAGACGGGUCUGACAUGGAAGAGUGGCCUUGUAUUGCCAGCAAAGACACUGAAUCUUCUUCCGAAAACACCACCGAUAACAACAGUGCCUCGAACCCUGGCUCUGAGAAGAGCACUCUGCCAGGAAGCACCACUAGUAACAAAGGAAAAGGGAGCCAGUGCCAGUCUGCAAGUUCUGGGAACGAAUGUAAUCUUGGGGUCUGGAAAUCUGACCCUAAGGCUAAAUCUGUUCAAUCUUCCAACUCUACUACAGAGAACAACAAUGGACUAGGAAAUUGGAGGAAUGUAAGUGGUCAGGAUAGAAUUGGACCUGGCUCUGGCUUCAGCAACUUUAACCCAAAUAGCAACCCAUCUGCCUGGCCAGCACUGGUCCAAGAAGGAACUUCUAGGAAAGGGGCAUUGGAAACCGAUAAUAGUAAUUCCAGUGCACAGGUUAGCACAGUAGGUCAGACAUCCAGGGAACAGCAGUCAAAGAUGGAAAAUGCGGGUGUUAAUUUUGUUGUCUCUGGCAGAGAACAGGCUCAAAUCCAUAACACUGAUGGACCAAAAAAUGGAAACACUAACUCCUUGAACUUAAGUUCACCAAACCCCAUGGAGAAUAAGGGAAUGCCCUUUGGAAUGGGCUUGGGGAACACCUCCAGGAGCACUGAUGCCCCUUCACAAAGCACUGGAGAUCGAAAGACUGGGAGCGUUGGAUCUUGGGGUGCAGCUAGGGGGCCUUCUGGAACUGACACAGUCUCUGGACAAAGCAAUUCUGGAAACAAUGGGAACAAUGGAAAAGAGAGAGAGGACUCCUGGAAAGGAGCUUCUGUUCAGAAAUCAACUGGGUCAAAAAAUGACUCUUGGGACAACAAUAACAGGUCUACGGGUGGGUCCUGGAACUUUGGCCCCCAGGACUCUAAUGACAACAAAUGGGGUGAAGGGAACAAAAUGACAUCUGGGGUCUCUCAGGGAGAAUGGAAACAGCCGACUGGGUCUGAUGAGUUGAAAAUUGGAGAAUGGAGUGGUCCAAACCAACCAAAUUCUAGCACUGGAGCAUGGGACAAUCAAAAGGGCCACCCCCUCCCUGAAAACCAAGGCAAUGCCCAGGCUCCCUGUUGGGGAAGAUCUUCCAGCUCCACAGGAAGUGAAGUUGGAGGUCAAAGCACUGGAAGCAACCACAAAGCAGGAAGUAGUGACAGUCAUAACUCUGGCCGUCGGUCGUACAGGCCCACACAUCCUGAUUGUCAGGCUGUCUUGCAGACUCUUUUGAGCCGAACUGAUUUGGACCCCAGGGUGCUCUCAAACACUGGCUGGGGCCAAACUCAAAUUAAGCAGGACACAGUGUGGGACAUUGAAGAGGUGCCAAGGCCUGAGGGGAAAUCUGACAAAGGAACUGAGGGGUGGGAGAGCACUGCCACACAGACCAAGAACUCAGGGGGCUGGGGAGAUGCACCCAGCCAAAGCAAUCAAAUGAAGUCUGGAUGGGGGGAGCUCUCAGCCUCUGCAGAGUGGAAAGACCCCAAGAACACAGGAGGCUGGAAUGACUACAAGAACAACAACUCUUCCAACUGGGGAGGAGGACGACCUGAUGAAAAGACACCUUCCUCUUGGAAUGAGAAUCCCAGCAAGGAUCAGGGGUGGGGAGGUGGACGCCAGCCCAAUCAAGGAUGGUCUUCUGGAAAGAAUGGGUGGGGAGAGGAAGUCGAUCAGACAAAAAACAGCAAUUGGGAAAGUUCUGCAAGUAAACCUGUGUCUGGGUGGGGUGAAGGAGGGCAGAAUGAAAUCGGGACUUGGGGUAAUGGUAGCAAUGCAAGCCUAGCUUCAAAAGGUGGGUGGGAGGAUUGCAAAAGAUCCCCAGCAUGGAAUGAGACGGGCCGACAGCCCAAUUCCUGGAAUAAACAACACCAACAGCAGCAGCCCCCACAGCAGCCACCGCCACCGCAACCAGAGGCUUCUGGUUCGUGGGGAGGCCCACCCGCACCACCUCCAGGCAACGUUCGACCUUCCAAUUCCAGCUGGAGCAGCGGGCCACAGCCUGCAACACCUAAGGAUGAGGAACCCAGUGGUUGGGAAGAGCCAUCCCCACAGUCAAUUAGUCGGAAAAUGGACAUUGAUGAUGGCACUUCAGCAUGGGGAGACCCUAACAGUUAUAACUACAAGAAUGUGAAUCUGUGGGAUAAGAAUUCCCAAGGGGGCCCAGCACCUCGAGAACCAAACCUGCCCACCCCAAUGACCGGUAAAUCGGCAUCAGUCUGGAGCAAAAGCACACCACCUGCUCCAGAUAAUGGUACUUCCGCUUGGGGUGAGCCAAAUGAAAGCAGUCCUGGGUGGGGCGAGAUGGAUGAUACAGGAGCAUCGACCACAGGCUGGGGGAACACGCCCGCCAACGCUCCCAAUGCCAUGAAGCCUAAUUCCAAAUCUAUGCAAGACGGCUGGGGGGAGAGUGACGGGCCAGUCACAGGAACUCGCCAUCCCAGCUGGGAAGAGGAGGAGGAUGGAGGAGUCUGGAACACCGCUGGCUCUCAGGGCAGUGCUUCCUCCCACAACUCAGCAAGCUGGGGACAAGGAGGAAAGAAACAAAUGAAGUGCUCACUCAAAGGAGGAAACAAUGAUUCAUGGAUGAAUCCUCUUGCCAAACAGUUUUCAAAUAUGGGAUUGCUGAGUCAGACUGAAGAUAAUCCAAGCAGCAAAAUGGAUUUGUCUGUAGGAAGCCUUUCAGAUAAAAAAUUUGAUGUGGACAAGCGAGCGAUGAAUCUCGGGGAUUUUAAUGAUAUCAUGAGGAAGGAUCGAUCUGGGUUCCGUCCACCUAAUUCCAAAGACAUGGGAACCACAGAUAGUGGGCCUUAUUUUGAGAAGCUGACUUUGCCUUUCUCCAAUCAAGAUGGGUGCCUUGGGGAUGAGGCUCCCUGCUCUCCCUUCUCCCCUUCUCCCAGCUACAAGCUGUCUCCCUCUGGUUCCACACUACCCAACGUCAGCCUUGGAGCAAUCGGCACAGGGCUCAACCCCCAAAACUUCGCUGCUAGACAAGGCGGUAGUCAUGGUUUGUUUGGAAACAGCACAGCACAAUCGAGAGGUCUGCACACACCAGUGCAGCCACUAAAUUCUUCUCCCAGUCUCCGGGCGCAAGUGCCUCCCCAGUUUAUUUCCCCCCAGGUUUCUGCCUCAAUGCUCAAGCAGUUUCCCAACAGUGGCCUGAGUCCAGGUCUUUUCAAUGUGGGGCCCCAGUUAUCUCCUCAACAAAUUGCCAUGCUGAGCCAGCUUCCACAAAUUCCCCAGUUUCAGUUGGCAUGUCAGCUUCUCUUGCAGCAGCAGCAACAGCAGCAGUUGUUACAGAACCAGAGAAAGAUUUCUCAAGCUGUACGCCAACAGCAAGAGCAGCAGCUGGCUCGAAUGGUGAGUGCACUGCAGCAGCAGCAGCAGCAGCAGCAGAGGCAGCCAGGCAUGAAGCACUCGCCCUCUCAUCCUGUUGGGCCCAAGCCGCAUCUGGACAACAUGGUACCCAACGCGUUGAAUGUGGGGCUCCCAGACCUUCAAACCAAAGGGCCAAUACCUGGAUAUGGUUCUGGCUUCAGUUCUGGCGGCAUGGACUAUGGCAUGGUUGGUGGGAAGGAGGCUGGAACCGAGUCUCGCUUUAAACAGUGGACCUCCAUGAUGGAGGGGCUGCCCUCUGUAGCCACACAGGAAGCCAAUAUGCACAAAAAUGGCGCUAUAGUGGCCCCUGGUAAGACCCGGGGUGGGUCACCGUACAACCAGUUUGAUAUCAUCCCUGGUGACACACUGGGUGGCCAUACGGGUCCUGCUGGUGAUAGCUGGUUACCUGCCAAAUCUCCACCAACAAAUAAAAUCGGAAGUAAAUCCAGCAAUGCCAGUUGGCCUCCAGAAUUCCAACCAGGAGUGCCAUGGAAAGGUAUCCAAAACAUUGACCCUGAAUCUGACCCCUAUGUCACCCCAGGAAGUGUGCUGGGGGGUACAGCCACAUCUCCCAUUGUAGAUACUGACCACCAACUGCUGCGGGAUAACACCACAGGGUCUAAUUCUUCCCUCAACACCUCGCUGCCUUCACCUGGUGCCUGGCCCUACAGUGCCUCUGACAACUCCUUUACCAACGUUCAUAGCACUUCAGCAAAGUUCCCUGAUUACAAAUCAACAUGGUCCCCAGAUCCCAUAGGACACAACCCCACUCAUCUCUCCAACAAGAUGUGGAAAAACCAUAUUUCCUCCAGGAACACUACACCGCUGCCCCGCCCACCUCCUGGUCUGACCAACCCCAAACCAUCAUCUCCCUGGAGCAGCACAGCACCCCGAUCAGUCAGGGGGUGGGGGACACAGGACUCACGGCUCGCCUCGGCCUCUACCUGGAGUGAUGGUGGCUCAGUUCGUCCUAGUUACUGGCUGGUUCUUCACAAUCUCACUCCACAGAUUGAUGGGUCAACCUUGAGAACGAUCUGCAUGCAGCAUGGCCCACUGCUGACAUUCCAUCUGAAUCUAACCCAGGGCACUGCCCUGAUCCGAUACAGCACCAAACAGGAGGCGGCCAAGGCCCAAACUGCACUGCACAUGUGUGUGUUGGGAAACACUACCAUCCUUGCUGAGUUUGCCACUGAUGAUGAAGUCAGCCGCUUUCUGGCACAAGCUCAGCCCCCUACACCUGCAGCAACCCCGAGUGCACCAGCUGCGGGGUGGCAGUCGCUGGAGACCGGCCAGAACCAGUCAGAUCCCGUGGGACCUGCUCUGAAUCUUUUUGGUGGGUCCACUGGGCUCGGGCAGUGGAGCAGCAGCGCUGGUGGCAGCAGCGGGGCCGAUCUUGCUGGCGCUUCGUUGUGGGGGCCCCCAAACUAUUCUUCUAGCUUAUGGGGAGUCCCAACGGUGGAAGAUCCCCAUAGGAUGGGCAGCCCUGCUCCUUUACUACCUGGUGACCUUCUGGGAGGAGGGUCGGAUUCAAUCUGAACUUAGAACUUUCAACUCUGACCUCGUGACCUUUUUUGGAACAGCAGCAGCACUAACUUGACCUUUUCGUUUUUUUUUUCAACUUGCAAUAAAUACAUUUUUAAAAGGAAAAAAGAAAACGGAGAGAAAAAAAGGUGGGUCAUUGACAGACUGUCUGAGCACAUAGUUGCCUCCCUUAUAACUUCAGUUUUUUCGUUUGGAAUAUGAAUCCAAAAAGAGAACAUAUCACUCUUGAAAUACUUGAAUCAUGAACGCCAACCUAGAAAGACAAUGUGAAGCAAGUACACAUACCAUUUAAAUUUAAACACAAAAAAAUUAAAAAAAUUAGUUUCUAGUUUUUCACUUUUUUCAUGUUAUAUGGAAGUUGUUGCUAAGAAACAUAUAUACUGAAAAAAAAUAGCUUUUUAACUUUGUUUGCACUGGGUGUGUUUCCGUCCUUAGGUCUACCAUGUUUGGGAGGGAGGGAAAUUCAAAAGAAUUGUUGGGGGAGGGGGGAGGGAAGACUUGACGGAGCCUCACUUUAAAAACAAAAACACAAAAAACCUAAAAAAAAAAAAAAGGAAAAAAUUUGUGAUUGGCUGGUUGAUAAAUACCAGUGUGUUCUGGCACAUGUAACUGCCCAGGCAUGCUCGUUCUGGUGUGUGUGUGCACGUGUGUUCAUGUGCAUUCGCGUGCAUCCUUCUCUGUCUCUGUGUGUGUGCCUGUGUUCUUCCCUUCUCCCCCUGCCCCACCCUGACUUCUCAGAAAGCUGCAUCGCUGACAGUCCGCAGGCUGGCUGGCCGGCCCAUCUGCGUUUUAUUUUAUUUUUUUAACUAUGAGAACACACAGGCGCGGAGAGCCACUGCUACUAAAGCAACUCCAUUGGGCUGCAUUAAGAUGAACAGAGUGCUUUUUAAUGAUGAAAGCAGGGAGCUCCUUUCCAUUUGCAACUUAGCCUGAAUAUGGGGUUUCUCUGGCUGUUCUUUUGACCUAGCAGUAGAGUGGAGCACUGCCAAGUCCAAAAAACUAGAGCAGGAGGUACCUCUUGGAGCAGCUGUGUGUUUAUUUCUGUUUUUUUUUUUUUUUUUUUUUUUUAAAGUGAAUGGCCACCAGGCACAUCUGAGUAUCUGUUAAAUUUCACGCAGGCCUUUUCGUUGGUUUGAAAUAGGAAUGGAAGAUAGCUUUUGAUUAUGUGAUGUCUCAAAAACAGAAAAACUUUGUUCCCUCUUUCCUUAUGAUCAGAUUUGAGAAAUUCUUCAAAAAAUUAGGUGAAGUUGAGUUAUGUAUUUUUAUUGGUUGGUUCUCUUUUUCAUUUUAUGAAAACAGAAAAUAAGUGGUGAGCAGCCUCCUGAAAGCAUCUGCAGCUACUCCCUCUGCUCCUUUCUCGCCGAGCGUUACCUGUGCCAGGCCACGGCGCGUUACAGCACCAGGCCAUCACUGACAGAAACGUUUACUUAACGAAUGUUCUUAAACCAGUGUGUACUUCAAGCGUUUCCUUUCGUUUCUCUGUGUUGUGUCUUUCCUGUGUAUGUGGUUUUGCUUAGGCAGGUAUAACUUAGCAAAGACUUUUAAGUAUUGCACCUUUUUUUGGUUUUUGACCUCUUCCCCCGACCUCGUAAUUUUGCUUUUUUUAUUUCGGUAUUUAAAUACUUUUUUUUUUUUUUUUUUAAGCAUCAAUGUAGUAGUACUCUGGGCCGAACAGGGGGCAACGUUUAAUCUACAGUUAUCACCAACAUGUAUGUACUUAUGUUGGAAUCAAAAUGUAUCAAACUGCUUAUUGUGAAGAGAAUUAUAGCAGACCUGAAGGGGGCGAAAAACCAGAUAGGGUGGGGGAUGGAUGCCGGUGAUGUGCUAGCACUUGUGUGGACAUCCCAGUCUGCAUUAUACUGUUUAACAUAAAGUGCCGACAUUUUGUACCAGCAAAUACCUGCCCAUUCCAACCCUUGGUGGGAGCAGACCUCUACUGUCCUCUGUAACUUGCUGCUAUUGAGGACAAGGGAGUUUUUCUUUCUUUAGCGUCUUCAGUGAAGGAUACAAUACAACAAUGCCUAAUGUAUUUGACUUUUAGCUUGUGUCUGUGUGUAGGUGGGUGGGUGGGUGUGUAUAGGAAAAGCCUAAAACAAGUUAUUUGCAUUUCAGUGGUUUUGUGAGACAAAGAAUGGGAAAUUCUGUAGCCCUUCUGGCUUACCCUGUUGAUUAUAAACCUAGCCUCAAAAGAGAUUGACAGGCAUGACUCAAGUGAGUGUUCACAUGUACAAGCCUACAUGAGCCCUCUGUGGGUAGGUGGUCACACUUGGCGUCUGCAGCAUUGACUUGGCCCCGCUGGGUGCCUUGAGCAUGCCCUCUUCCUGCUCUCCAAUUUGAAUCACCACCGUGCCCCUUCCACUGCUGUUCCCCAUACAAAAGCUCUCCUUCCAGCAGCCCCCACUGACCGCUCUCUGUGUGGAGCAAAGUGCUGUCGUGCGGUGACCACCAGGUGAAGAGCAGCUUGUAUUCAGACAUCUAGAGAAGGCUAAAUCUUAGUGUCCCUGGGCCAGGAGCAUAUCCCAAGGCUCCUGUGAGCCAGUGGUGACCCUGUCCACUGCCGCUCUUGGUUCACUGCUGUGUCCUGCCCCACCCUUCUCUCCUCCCGCCUGUUGGUUCCUUGACCUGCACUAUGGGUUAGUUGAGUUCCUUACGAUACUACGGUGAAAGCCGGGUGCUAGAGCCCCUCUUGUUUACAAGACAUAAUGAGGGAUUUGAAAUAUGUAAAAAUAAACAUGAGAAGCUAAAAUGUUCUUCCAUCAUAAGCUUAAAGGGAAAAAAACUAAAAACUUUAAAAAAAAAAAAAAGACCAAAAAGUGCGUAUAUAUAUACAUAUAAAUAUAUAUUUUAGAUGAAGACUAACUCUGGGAGCAUUUAACAGUGUUUUUUGUUUCUGUUUUUAACAUUUGUUUUCCUGCUUUAAAAUUUGCAAGCAUUCUCAGGAAUUCUAGGGUAGGAAGCCAGUUUUUUGAAGAUGGUUUAUUUAACCAUAUCUUAUCCUAGAGAGAUGGCUGUUUCUUUCCUGUUAAUAGACUUUUACAAGUUCCUGAAACUUCAGAAAGUUUAAACAAUUUUUACUUAAAAAAAUGUAAAAAGUCUCCAAACAUUAUUGUCAUACUGGGGAUCACACAUUUUAAAACACAUAGAAAUAUUUUUUAAAAAUUAUCAAUUUAGCAGCAACAGGUAAAUUCAUUAUCUUAAAAAUAUGGGAGAAGGAUUAAGCUUUGUAAGAGCUCGAUCAUGGAUUCUUUUGAAAUUGUGUGUAGUUUAAUGGGAGAGUGUUUGGUGUAUAUAGAUGAGAAUGCCAUCACUUUGUUCCUUUCCAUUUGAGACUGAGCUGAAAUCUCCCCUAGUAAUUUUUAUUUUUUUAAAGGAACCCUUCUCCCUGUCCCCACAACCCCAGCAACGAAAGAAAGGAAGGAAGGAAGAAACAACAGCUUAAAAAAAAAGUAAUCUGUAAAAUAGUACAGUUGGAUUGCUGAGAAUCUAUGUAAAGAGUUAGGAAAUAUAGGUUAAUAAUUUUUGGAACAAAUUUUAAAUAUAGGCAUUACUAGAGGAAAAUUAUCUAUGGACUGUCCUAUUAAUGAAGAAUGUCUGUCUUACCUCCAUUUGUUUUGGGAGGAGGAGAAAAUAUAGAAGAAUCUAAUAAGGAACAAGUGAUUUUACUUUUUUAGCUCCCAGCUACUGUUGUGCUCGUUUUAAUUGCUGUUUUGAAGAUCUGCUGCUUAAUUAUCCCCAUCCCUUAGCUGGAGAUGUGGAGUGUUUCCUUUCAGUUUUUGGUGAUGUUGACUUCUUUUGUAUUCCCUCCUGGGGCCAGGGGUCAGAAUUCCCAAGCAAGACCACAGCUUCUUUUAAACAUUAAGCUUCCCAGUGGGAAAGAAACUCCAGCUCCACAGGUAAAGGGAGUGGGUGGGGUUGCUGCCUGCAAUUUCUCUAAAACCGCUUUAGUGCCUUCGUACAUACACCCAGACAUCCUGAGCAAGGGGGACGCACAUGUGUGUGCGUGUGGUCCAGUCACUCCACAGAUGUAAGAUACUCGCCCAUAGAGGAAACCGGAGUGGUUCCGGACAGGCCCCAAAGGCAGUGGGCUGAAUUUAAAAUAAACAAACAAACGUCAAGCAAGUUAAUAUGCUUAUGUCUCAAUAAUGUAGAAUGCCAAGUUCCUUCCUGUGUCGUGUGCCCUCCAUUACUGUGCAUUGACUCCUCCAGGUGUGUAAUUGUGACAACUGCAGUGAUUUGGAAAGUCUCUUUGUGUUGGGCCAAUAGAAAGGGGUUCCUGUUGUUCUGCUCUUGUCCUUUGUCUCCUCCCCUUUUCCCCUAGACCUCCCCCUUCUUUUUGUCAACUUGCUGGGAGCUUUGCUUUAUUGGUUGGCAGUGACCUAAGAACAGGAUAUGGUGAGGAUGUCAUGGAAGAGAAGAGCUCUUUCCGUGGUAUUCUUCGGCAAGAGCCAUGUCUACUACGAGGUUAGGUGACUUCAGUAUACUUAUAAAAUUCAGUGAGAGUGCCUUCUUCUCUUCUACCACACUCUGGCAUAGAUACAGGCUUGCUGGUCACCUCUCAUUACAUAGAUUUAUUGUAAAAACAUUUUGAUUGUGUUAGUUUGAGCUUUCCCUUUUUUUUUUUUUCCUAGUUCUUUUUAAAACACUUGAUUACUAGUGGCUUAGAGGUGUGUACAUCUCUUGAACAUCACAAACUUGGUUUCUACCUACCAUACGAGUGGCCAAAAGAAAAGCAGAAGCACUAAUAGGGAAAGGAGUGUCUCACACCAGACAGAGGACCUCUGCUGUCAAUUAGAUCCAGUGCCGUGACCUAACUUUAAGUGUUUAAAAGAGUUCAGAUCUCUGAGACCCUGUGAAGAAAUGGAUGGCUCAUGUAACAUCUCUGAUCCCUCAGUCCCCAACCCUGGACAUGUUUCACUUACAACAUUCAUAGGAGUUAACUUAGCAGUGUUGCAAGUUAAGGUUCCAAACCAAAUUAUUUAAUCAGUAUCCCCCCAAUAAAUCAUUUAUCCAUUUAUUGCCAGUUAGUUUUAUUUAUAGCAACUUGAUUUUCUAUGAGUAUGGCUCCUGUUCUAAGAAUUUUCCCACCUCUUCUGACAUGAAUGUAGCAUAAGUUAGCAAUCGGUUCUUCCAAACUCCUGUGGGUUGAAUAUGGUAUAUAAGGUAUGCAAGAGGAAGAAGAAAGGAAAAGAUAAAACUCCCGCCUGAGAAUUUGGAAGCACCUUUAUUAAUACCUAUAUCUCGCAGAAACUAGAAGCUCAUGGGCUGUUAACCUUUUGCAACUAUUCACUCAUUUUUACCACUUUUUUUUUGGAGGGGGGUGUGAUUUUUGUAAGAUUAACAGCCAGAUUCCAUUUCGACCUCAGAUGCUGUAUACUUUUUAAUUUCAUUUUUUAUAUUCUGCCAUCUUGACUCUUCUCUAAAACAGAAUGAAAAUGUCUGCAUGUGGAGCAAAAUGCUUAACGCCAAGCCUGUUUUUCCCUGCAGAGUAAACAGGAUGUUUUCAGCAGACUUGGCUGUAAUAGCCAUCUCUAAGAUUAGGGAACAAUUGAGUCUUUAUGUAGAAAAGAUCCCUUUUUUCCCCAUCCUCAGAGUUAAAAUUCAACAUUUAAAGCUUUAUAGGUUAUUGUUUUAGAUUUGAGAUUUUUGUUUUUAAGUGUCUAUAAGAUCUUUAGGAGUGAGAUAAAUUUUUAGCUGGUUAAAAGAAAUCAAACUUUCCUCUGCAGUGUUUUUGCCAAGUUUUGUCACACUUCAUGUGUAUGCAUUAACUACACUUCUUAGCGUUACUGCAAAAAAACAAACAAAAGAAAAGCCUUGUUCUUUAAUUGUGUUUUUCCUCCUGUGAGUGGACAACUAAAGCCGCGUGAUAAUGCGGAUGAAAAUAUUCUAGUCUGUGUGUAUACAGUGAAUUGUCAGUCUUCAGACCUCAUGGUCAUUAAGAAAAUAGGGAACUCACAAACCCUGCUGCACACCACAUUUACUUUUUUUUUUUUUUUUUUUUUAAUUUUUUUUGAGACGGAGUCUCGCUGCGUUGCCCAGGCUGGAUGCAGUGCAGUGGCGCAGUCUCAGCUCACUGCAACCUCUGCUUCCCAGGUUCAUGCCAUUCUCCUGCCUCAGCCACCCUUAGUAGCUGGAACUACAGGUGCCCGCCACCACGCCCAGCUAAUUUUUUGUAUUUUUAGCAGAGACGGGGUUUCACCGUGUUCGCCAGGCUGGUCUCAAUCUCGUGACCUCGUGAUCCGCCCGCCUCGGCCUCCCAAAGUGCUGGGAUUACAGGCAUGAGUCACCGCGCCCGGCCCCACAUUUACUUCUUUUUCUGCAAGUACAGGGAGUCCAUACAGUCAAGAAACACACAGAUACACAUAAUGCUGUUGAGGACAUCGUCAUUCUGUAAGAAAACAGAAUAUUAUCUAGAUUUCCAGAGUUUUUGCAGACCCUGUGAUAACAGUCUGUGGGUUUGUGGCCAGUGCCAAAGGUGUGUGUAUUUUCAGAAAUGGUCCCUAUUUGUCAGUGAUAGUGUUUUUUUUUUUUUUCUUAAUCUUAAAUUUGACAAAGUGGGUGGUAAUAUCACAUUCUUUAGAUGUGAAAUAAUUAUCAGCUCCAAGAAUCUGUGAACAUAGUAAUAACAAUAAAAAUUCAACAUCGACCCUCCCUAACCUGCUCACCAUACCUCCCCACCCCGUGCCUCUGAAGAAAGAGGCCGUGAACAUCUGCGGGGUGGUAAAGAGGGACACUGGUCAGGGAGUGGAGAGCUACUCCUCCAGCAGCUCAGCACCCACACUGCCCUCAUGCGUGUGGCCACUGGGACUAGAUCCCGAGUGAUUGUGGCACACCCCUAAUAUUUGAGUAGUUUUUAAGCUGUCAGUCUCGUCAUAACCACCUACCGCCACCCAAAAAAGUAACGAACAAAAAAGUACUGGUAGUUGCAGUAACCACCAGCGUUUGCCUCACCGAAUUUAAAUCGUUCCCUUUUCGGUUAGCCAUAUGCCUGAAUUUGUUUUUAACAAGAAACUGUACAUGGCCAGGAAAAAUGGUACUACCUUGGUCAAAGGGUCUUUGCAAAAAGCUCAGUCUUCAGUUCUUCACUGUGACCAAUGCUUGUUUUGUUCAUGGGAGGGGAAAGAUCAGAUAAAUAGGCAAGAAGUAUUCUGUUUUAAAUAAAGAAUAAAUAGUGUCCAUCUAAAGCACUUUGUGCCUCAACUUCAUUUUUAAACUAUAAAUCACUGCUUUGGAAACAAAUUCCCAAUUAUAAUUGACCCAUUUCUAGCUAAUAUCAACAAGUUGGGAUGGUUUUGUUUUUUUUUUUUCCAGAAAGGGAAAUUCCUCUUUACUGCUCACAGUAAGCUGCAAAAGAAAGUUGUCAAGGUGGCUUAUGAUGCUGUUGUAGCAGAGCUGUGAAAGGAAGUGCUUUGCUUUCUCUCCCGCCCUCCGGAAUCUGGCGUUCCUUCCCCUUAGGCUACUGAAAGGUGUGUACAACUCCCAGAGGGGUGGCUGUAAAAGUUGACUGGAGGCAAAGUGGAGUGGCCUUAUUGCCAGGACUAGCCCUACAGAAGAGCUUUACAGAGAGGAGGACAGUACAUCCUAUGUGUGUUCGCCAAAAAUGGGAAAGGUGGGUAUUUAUGCAAAACAAAAUAAAAACCUUUGGAACCCUUUAAGAAGUUACAUACCUUUUAAAGGUAGUAUAGUUUCUCACCAAGUGAUACAUUUUAGCAUGACAUUUCUUGCCAGAAAUUUUGGGAUAAGUUAGAAUAAAAGUGUUUAAAACAUCAUCCACCCCCCUUUUUAAAUUUUGUCUAAGGAAUUACUUAUAGUAUUUCUGAAUGUGCCUUUGUGAGUACAGAGACCGUCUGUUCUAGGAAGAGGCUAUCUGUUGGAUACAAACAAAAAGACGGUCAGCUUAAGUCUUUAGAGAAGUCAGAGUUCCUCCUGGAAGUCCCAGGAGCAGCUGUUGAGAUUUCAUUAGCAUCAAUAUUGCACAGUGUAGAGUUGAGUGGAAGAGAUUCUGGGACCUGGGAGAGGAGACGGGAAGGUACCCAGGCGACGCAGACCCACGUUAGUCCAAGAGCGCAGGUUUACACAUCUGCAUUCCCUAGUUUUCUCUGUCUGUAUGUUUGUGCUCAUGUGGCUGUGGCUGUUGUGUUUUUUGUUUUUCUGUAAGCACUGGAGAAUUGGAAUAUGGUGAUAUUUGUGACACAUUCAUGCAUGUAAACAAGGCAUUUUCCAGCUUCUGCCGUGUGCAGAGCGGGCAGCACACUUUUAUCCUUUGAGUCUGUGUCCUGAGGCGGCCAUUACGUUCCCACAUGGGCGUCACAUCACAUUGCUGUUGAUGCAAACAGGGUAUUACACACAAGGAAAAGGGGUUUUGAAGGUUAAGAUUGAAGUGUUUGAGAAAGAAAAGAGAAAAAUCUGAAAUCAUAUUUUAUUUCUUCAGAGCUGUUAUAGUUGAACACAGAAAUCUGCAGUGUCUUUAUUUGUUUUUAUGUUUUAAACAAUUUCACCUCUUCUCCCCACUCCUAUCUUCUAAAGAAAUAUCAAGCAAAUGCUAAGGGCCAUUUCCAUGAUUCCUCAGAGCUCCCCCAAAGAGGAAAACAGUCCCUCCCGCUCGAUUCCUUCAGCUUCAUUCAGGAAGACACAGGGAGGAGAGAUGCUGCUUCUGCGCUUUGCUCUCAUUCCUCUCUCAUGGCCUUGAAAUGUAUUAUUAUGCAAAUGUGAAUUUUGAUACUGAAUUUAAGAAGAGGUUUUUGGAUUUUUUUUUUUUUUUUAAAAAGUCCCACAUGUGGUCAUCGUCGCUUCUUUAUGUUGUAAGGUGAAUUGUAACUAUGCAUUCUGCAAAGGGGGUGGGGAAGAGAGGGCAGAAAGGGGAAGGGAGUAGCUUUGCAUCGUUGUUCUCCAGUUUCUGUGUCCAUGGUGUCCCCGUGUCCUGGAGGGGAAGGGGAGUAGUGAGAGAUGAAUGUGGUAAGGUCAGCACAGUGAGAUAGAGACCUCUGAGUCCUCUUGCCACUGUUGCUGGCAGGUCUGAUGACCAGGUAAAUUCCAGGGGGACUGCAGUUCCAGUCAACCAAUGUGGUUCAGGAUUCUUGAUCCUAGCCGUGCAGUGUUAAUCCAGUGCAGCAAUGGAACUCCACAGGCUCCAGUGUUCUCUGGAAAAAGUACUCAUCCUUUCCUGAAUUCAGAGCCCUUCAAGCUCAGGAAACCACGCCUCACUUGUGCUGAUCUGAAAGUUAAUCUUUAGGUCAAUUUUGAAAAACUCCGCCUCCUCUCUCCUUUUUAAUAUUUCUUUCUUCCUUUUUAAUCAUGUUUAAGUGAACUUACUCUUAGUUAUAAGGAACUGUCCUGCUUUGUGGGGAAGAGGGCUGUUGCUUGUCAGGCAAAAAAGUUUUCUCUUCCCUACCCACCAUCCCUCUCUCUGCUUCCCUUGCAUUUGGCAGGCUGUAUGAAGCCAAUGAGCUGCGAGGUGUUUUGACAGGGGAGGUCUGCAUGCAGCCUCUUCUUUGUCCUAACAAUUCCUUUGUUGAUCUUGCCUGUGAUAAAUCAUAGCGCCUGCAUUGCACUGGUCUAGGCAUUAUUUGCAACACACAGUAUCUUAAGCGAGAGAUUGUUCUGCCUAUAUUCAGUGUUUUCCAUGCAGCAAUUCUUCUUGUUGACGUUCACAGUACUGUAACGAGUAACAGACUUGAUCACAGUCUCCUCGUGCCCGUGCAGGGCUGCACAGGCACGAUCUUAUCAGGGUUCCAAUCUGUUAGAUUGCCUUUAAACAAAGAAAACAACAACAAAAUAAAAUCCUGACGUUUCAGCUGUCUCACACAAAAUAAUACCUCGAGGUACAUUUCCCCCUGCAAUGUAAACCCUUAACUCCUCUCUCCUUUCUGACAUCAGUGGAUUAUCCUUUUUAAAAUAUGAACAUGUAAAUAGCAGGAUAACUUUAAAAAACAUUUUCUUUGCUGUGAAAGUAACCCUAAAAUAUGUUUUCUUCUUUUGUUUUUUUUUUUUUUUGGUUUUUGUUUUUAAGCCAUCAGAAGUUUCAGAUCUUACUCUUUCAUGUUUAAGAAGAAAGAGCAGAGCAGGUCUGGGGAGCGGGUUUGCAUUUGUGGUGGAGGGGUGUUAUCUCCAUUGCCUCCCACACAGUGACAGCAGACCAGUAUGUAAACUCUGUCUUGGCUGGGUGCGGUGGCUCACACCUGUAAUCCCAGCACUUUGGGAGGCUGAGGAGGGCAGAUCACCUGAGGUCAGGAGUUUAAGACCAGCCUGGCCAACAUGGUGAAACCCCGUCUCUACUAAAAAAUUAGCUGGACGCAGUGGCGUGCUCCUGUGGUCCCAGCUGCUCGGGAGGCUAAGGCAGGAGAAUUGCUUGAACCCGGGAGACGGAGGUUGUAGUGAGCCGAGAUUGCACCACUGCACUCCAGUGUGGGCAACAGAGUGAGACUUCGACUCAAAAAAUAAAAAUAAAAAACACACACACAAAAAACCCUGUCUUAAAUAGCUGCCAUCUCUUCCAGCAAUCUAGUGCCAGGGUAAGAAGUGUCUGAAUUUCUCUCUUCCAGAAGACCCAUCCCCUGCAGGGACUCCAGAAUGUUCUCCACACAAUACCUGGAGCUCUCAACAUUUCUUGGUUCAGACACACACAUACACACCCCUUGAGUAACUCAGUAUCAUUUUGUAGUUCACAAAAGUAUGUAGUCCCUGGCAUAUUGGUUUGCGCUGUAGAAUCCAUAGCCUUGUCACUUUGUUAUGCUCUGGAAAUGUACUGAUUUCUUACUUGGGAGGAAACUUGUGUAAGGAGAUGUGCAAACCACCCUGAAAGCCAUGUGCAUCCUCAGCUCUUCCAUUACCCCCUCCAUGAGCUCGAAGUGACAUUAAGUAGAGGGAAAUGCUUUUAACAAAUGCUGCUCAUGUGGAUCUGUCAGCUAUUGCUUGCCUAGAUUUGGGCACCCAUGUAGCAGGGUUGGAAUGGAUCAUUUUGAAUUGCUUCUUUGCAGACACCCCCUUCGCCCCCAUCUUUAAGAUAAACCCUUUACUAGUCAAGAAGCCCUUUUCAGUUGGAUCUCACUGAUCUUGUAUAGUGACGACUUCCUUUGAAGGAAGAAGCUUGAUUAUAAGUGCAUGCAUAUUAUCCACCCACCUUCUGAUUUGGGCACUGUUGACCUUGGAAUUUUAUUUAUUUUGUUUAUCUGGAGGCCCUUUUUCUAUCAGUCUCUGAUCCCUCAUGGGUUCUGCCUGCCCUUGUAUCUCUUGUACAAUGCUCCCAAAGGGCUUUGCUGAUCUCUGCACUUCUUUCCUGGGACACUCCCCCCACCACCCCCCUUUGCACACACCAGUGACCAAAGUGUAUGCAGUGAUCUCACAGAAGACAUCAAAAAUGGUGCAUGCACCGUGAAUGUGCUCACAGAGACACGUGCACAAGAUUCUGCACCCUUGGCCUUAAUCUCAGUAUGACUUAAGGUGCAGGAACAUUUUUAACAGGUUUUAAAAAAAAACAAAAAACCCUUCUGGGAGGAAAAAAAUAAAAAGCAGAUACAACAGCUCAACUGUUCCCACUCCUAACUCUCCACUAUGUGCUUAUAACGUCACAUUCUAUGCCCACCCCGUCACCCACCUCAUCCCUGUUUUGCGUAACCAAAAAACAGACAACAAAAGCAACCUGAGGAGAGGUUUCUGGACUAUUUUAUCUGUCUCCAUUUAGAUGGAGAUAUAAAUGCUGCUUUGGGUUCCAUAAUCCUAGGGGGCUAUGUUUACAUAGUAAAAUACAUCCUACCAAAUCAGGAAACAGUGAAUAAUGGGAGUCACUUCACAGAGACGCAGGAGGACCUGGGGGGCAUAGCAGAGGAUAGGUAGAGAAGUACCAUUUUAAUUAUUUGUGACUUGUGGCUUCCUUCCUCCUCUCCUCGUCUCUCCACGUCUCUCUUUGCCCCCUUUAGACAGAAGGUGCAGAAAAGGGCAUCAAAAAGAGGCUGGAUUUUUUAAAAGGCAGCUUUCCAACUUUGCACACAAACAGGUAACAGGAAGGUACAGCAAAAAUCCUCUCAUCUGAAACACUGUCAGCAGAAACAAAACCUGUAAAAAUGACUAAUCAGCUGCACAUAUUGAUGCUCUCUGCAAGUUACCUUUAAGUGUUGUUUUUUUUUUUUCUUAUACUUGAAGUUGCUUUUACGAUAUUAUUUUGGUGGCUUUCUUUUCUCUCUUUGGUGGGCAAUAGAGAAAGUAGAUAAUGGGAUUUAAGGACGCCUGGGGGAGAAAAGGGAGGAUGUGGCAUUGUCUUUUUUUUUUUUUUAACAUAGAGGUUUAAUCAAACUCCCAUAUGUUGAAAUUGCUCCUCAUAUUACUGGUUUUACAUGGACACAGAAACUAGGCACUUUAGAGGUGCACUUGCAUGGCAGGCUGGGCCCCCUUUUCUAUAUUUUAUUUUCCUUUUUAGUAUAGUGGUACUUAAAAUCACUGGUUCACUUAAAAAAACAAACAAUAAAAUGUUAAACUCUACUAAUGUACAAAUAAGCUGAAAAGUUGCAUUUUAUGUGUAUUUUUUGCCAUAGCAGGUACUGUAUUUCUCAUGCUGGAUUUCAAAAAAAAAAAAAAAAUUAUCAAAAACAAAAAAAACUAAAGGGUGGUGUUUUAUUGGAUUGUGACAGGUUGAGUAAUAAGGAAUUAAGUCGUCGUCAUUUCAUUAAAACUGGGAGAUGAUGUAAUGCAUAUAUAAGAGUUUUCUGAAGGGUUUUUUUGGGCUUUUAAACAGCUUAUUUUUGUUUUUGUUUAGUUUUUUUAUUUUAUUUUAUUUUGGAAAGAUAUGAUUGUAUUAUGUGCAACUCAGUUGCUUACAUUAUAACUACAAAAUAUUUUUGGGUUCCUGGAAAAAAAAAAAAGACUAAUAAAUGUGUUUGGCUGCUAAGCA
This is a messenger RNA of Symphalangus syndactylus (siamang), 24523 nucleotides long. RefSeq names its product trinucleotide repeat containing adaptor 6B (gene TNRC6B). Gene Ontology annotation, molecular function: nucleic acid binding. The record is from RefSeq and is a predicted model, not a curated record. Gene Ontology annotation, biological process: positive regulation of nuclear-transcribed mRNA poly(A) tail shortening; miRNA-mediated post-transcriptional gene silencing. NCBI's taxonomy places the organism in Eukaryota, Metazoa, Chordata, Mammalia, Primates, Hylobatidae. Gene Ontology annotation, cellular component: P-body; nucleoplasm.